CCGAAUUCCCAAUCUCAAUGACGUAGACCGACAAAAUUUUGAUUUAUUCUCUUAACAACCUUCUUCGAGGCGCUGCAUCAUGGCCGGUUUAGGAAUGGGUCCAAACACAUGGCCGGGCCCGGAGGGUAGUUGUCGUCGCUGGUACAGUAAAUCUGGGACAGUGGGUACUCAACUUUGCCCAAAAAAAUGCUUUGAGCCCAACGAUGGAAUCUGUUGUGACUACCAAUUGGUGACACCUCAACUCGAUGCCGAAGAUCCAAUGGCGGGACAAAAGCCGGCAGAGCAAAGGAAAACCGUAGGAGUGGAGGGCCAACAACCAACUAAAGAACCACAACGAGCAUCGGCAGCGCCGGGACAACCUACAGAAGCUCCACCACCUCCGACACCUCCUCCCGAAUCAAAUCUCAACAAAUCGGAAUUGGAUUAUGAUGGUCCGAUAAGAACAAUGGUUGAUGUUCAGGGAGAAUGUUGUCGCCGACUUCCCUCGGAACUAGAGGGCGAUACGGAAAAGUGUCCACAGACUAAACCUUGCUGCAUUCCUUGCAGGCCCCUGCAAACUUCCUUGCAUAUGAAGGAGAUGGCCAAGUAUCCAAGACAAAAACCAACCUACAAGCAUUCCGUGACCUUGGAUGAGGAUACAAUGGUGGGUCGUGUGUUUCCCAUGAAAUUUCGUUUGCGUCGCAAAUGUACCAAAUGCAAUGAUUGUGGCAACGAUUUAUAUAUUCGGCAUCCAAUAACCGAUAAUAACAAUCUCUUGCUCUUGUCCAGCUGUUGCAGUGUGGAGGUUUAUCCGCAAAAUAAAGUCGACUGUAUGCAUAGGAUUCCUGUGGCCACAAUCAACGGACCAUUGCAGCGUUUCUCCAAGAAGGUUAUAGAAGAGAAGUCCAACUUUCGAUUGUUUGCUUUACCCAAGCCCGAGCCACCACCCAAACCGGAAGAGAAACCAAAAGAGGCACCACCCAAGGGAAAAAAUAAGAAAGGUAAAAAAGGCAAAAAGGGUAAAAAAGGCAAAAAGAAGUAAUAAGUACAAACGGAA
Drosophila willistoni is the source of this 1036-nucleotide messenger RNA. RefSeq lists its product as uncharacterized. The transcript is spliced from 2 exons. NCBI's taxonomy places the organism in Eukaryota, Metazoa, Arthropoda, Insecta, Diptera, Drosophilidae. Bases 80 to 1021 code for a protein of 313 amino acids. The record is from RefSeq and is a predicted model, not a curated record.